Messenger RNA from Amphimedon queenslandica, 2112 nucleotides. RefSeq names its product N-acetylglucosamine-6-phosphate deacetylase-like. Bases 694 to 2028 code for a protein of 444 amino acids. Gene Ontology annotation, biological process: N-acetylglucosamine catabolic process. Lineage: Eukaryota; Metazoa; Porifera; Demospongiae; Haplosclerida; Niphatidae. The transcript is spliced from 11 exons. Gene Ontology annotation, molecular function: N-acetylglucosamine-6-phosphate deacetylase activity. The record is from RefSeq and is a predicted model, not a curated record.
GCUUGGCAUAAAUACUACUAUAGCUCAUAUCCUGUGGUUAAGGAGAGAGACAGUAUAGGAGGAUUCACAAUGGCUGUCAAGUUAUCUGCUUUUUUGUUCUUAUUUGCUGUUUGUGCUGUUAGUUUGUCUACCGGGAUGAGGAAUAAGGAUUUUCUCUAUUGCUCACGUCAAGCAGGAUGCCAAGGACCAAGCAUUUCAAUGGAAAGGGAUCCUGCAUUAUGCUGCAGUAGCAUAGUCAAGGGUCAGUCAUACAGUUAUACUGAGAUCUCUGCAGGCGGUGUCUGCUACUCAUGUUUGACUGCUCGUGAUGAGUUCCUCUAUUGCUACACUAAAGCUGAAUGCCAAGGAAAUGUUGUGGCAAUUGAAGAGGAUAGGGAUGGUAUUCCCACAUGCUGUAGGACUCUCCGUGGGAAGUCAUUCCAACUCAAAGUUAAUGGAAAGUGUCUCGCUUGCCCUAAACUGCUUUAUUAAUGAUUUUAAAUCAAGAGGAAAGAGAAUAAUCAUCAAAGGAGGAGCAUUAUGCAAAACUUAGUUGUAAAAAUUAUGUAGCUUUGUAGUUAAUAAUAAUAAAUUAAGAUUUAUUUUUUGGGUGUGGCUGCUUUUGGGGCGUGUCUUGUAUGGCUGCUGAAGCUGCUAUCUGUGCCACAAAUCUACUCGAGGAUCUAAUCCAGAGAUAAUUAGAGUAAAUUAAGCAUGGCUGCAUGCUCUUCCUCCUCUCUCCGACACAAAGAGAAAGAGACCACGUCCCCAGAGCCUAUAAUAAUACGCUACACUAACUGUAAGGUGCUGAGAGGAGGAGAACUGAAGGAUGGGGACGUGUGGGUGAGAGAUGGUCUAGUGUUGGAUCCAAUGAAGUUGUUCUUUGAAGAAAAGAAGUCAGCCACUGUAACGUAUGACUGCCAUGGGUUGAUUGCCUCACCUGGUUUCAUCGACUUGCAAAUUAAUGGAGCUUGUGGAUAUGACUUCAGCUCUUUUUCGAGUCCAAGUGAAGCUAGAGAAGGAUUGGAGACUGUCUCUAAGCUUCUCUUACAACAUGGCGUCACAGGUUACUGCCCAACUGUAGUCACAUCGUCAAAAGAAUACUAUCAGAAGUUUUUACCAUUGAUGGAAACUAGUGUUGGAGGAAAACAUGGAGCAGCCAUUUUAGGUUUACAUCUCGAAGGCCCUUUCAUUAACAAGAGCAAGAAAGGAGCCCACAAAGAGAUCUAUGUGCAAGAUGAAGAACUAACAAAAGAGAGAAUCCUCUCUUCAUACACAACACUUAAUGAUAUGAAGCAUAACAUCAGCAUUGUAACAUUAGCCCCUGAGCUCCCUGGUUCUGAUGAUGUCAUCCCUUGGCUGGUUGAUAAGGAGGUGGUAGUGUCUUUGGGACAUUCUCUGUCUGAUUUAGAAACGGCUGAGAGAGCAGUUAAAAAUGGUGCUUCACUGAUCACCCAUUUAUUCAAUGCUAUGCUACCUUUUCAUCAUCGUGAUCCUGGUAUUGUUGGUCUUAUUACUAGUCUUAAGCUAGAUCAACGGCCUGUAUAUUAUGGCCUGAUUGCUGACGGUCAUCACACGCACGAGACUGUCCAAAGGAUUGCAAACAAUGCUAACCCACAAGGCGUUGUACUGGUGACUGAUGCACUACCAUUGUUUUGUCAGGAGAGACAGACCGAGUUAUUCCAGCUGGGGGAGAUGAUGAUUGAGCGAAAAGGAAACAAAGCUGUAGUUGCUGGAACUAAUAAUCUAGCAGGAGGGAUCACUUCAAUGAAUGAAUGCGUGGCACAGUUUUAUGAAGCGACAGAUUGUAGCAUACAGGCUGCUCUUGAAGCAGCAAGUUUGCAUCCAGCCCAAGCUCUUAAUAUAAAGGACAAAGGUCAUCUUGAGUAUGGAGCGAAAGCGGACAUUGUGUUUCUGACUCCGCCCCCUUCUCAAGGAGGAGGUGACCGGAGAGAAGGAGAGAGAGGGUUUGAUGUGAUUGCUACAGUAAUCGAAGGAGAAAUAGUAUACGAGUCUUUAUCGGCAGUAAACAGAUUAACCGUUAUGUAAUUAAUAUAGAUAUUAUUAUUAUUAUUAUUAUUUAUUGUUAUAGUGCGUUUUAAUAUUUUUAGUAUAGCCUUGAUUAUAGAUUAA